Molecule: messenger RNA, 1281 nt
Organism: Malaya genurostris
Lineage: Eukaryota; Metazoa; Arthropoda; Insecta; Diptera; Culicidae
Exons: 4
Coding region: 160-723 (187 amino acids)
Source: RefSeq, a predicted model, not a curated record
UAGGCACUUAUUGAAACGUAUUUCAAUCAUAGCAAACAUCGCGAUGUGUACUGUGUGUUCUAUCAAUCUAUACUGAGCUCAAAGCAUAUUUUACCAGGAUCUUCAUUAGGCCCGGGAUUCGAAUCAAGUUUCGGUGCAUUGUUUUUGAUCUCCUCUAUUAUGGAUAAUUUUUGGAAUUACAUACAAAAAGAUGUCGGGCCAAUACCAGAAACAGUUAGGGUUUGUUUGGAAUAUUCUGAGUACAUCACCGCCGCAUUAGGAAAUAUAGACGACAACGAAAUACGAGAAAUCGAGAACGACAUGAGAUUGUUUCCAAAGAUUCGACGCAAUCCAGCUGAUUUCAGUUUUAUGGUUGGUGAAAAAGCCAUCAUUAAAUUGGUGUCAAAUGCCGUUAAAAAGAAAGGCAUUGAUUUCUACAUUAAGCGAAGCCAGAGAAACCAUUCUUUAAUUGGGAAAACACAAACGAUAGGUGAUGAAAAUUCUGUACGCGAGGAAAUUAUAGCGUUCUACCAGAAAAGAUUCGAUGGAUCUACAGCCCAGGAAUUGUUUCUAAAUUCGCUUACUUCAAUAGACAUCCGUAUUAGUAUAGACGAUGAUGGAGUUCUCGGAGAAAUUCAAUGUCAUUUAUGUGACAAAAAAAAAAUAUAUUGUUUGCCGUCCCGAGAAAACUGGUCGAUGGAGAGUUUCGAACUUCUUUGCACAUCAAAAACGUAUACAAAGUAGAAUUUGUUGUUGAUAGUAGUAGCCAGAAGCGAGCAUGGUCGGACAUAUUGAGUUCAGAAAAUGCUGAGCCCGAAAUAGCUAAACGACGCAUGACCGACGAAAUACGUACUGAAUCCAUAAUUAUUGAAACUAUAAAUGAAAACUAGCUGGAUGAUAUAUCUACUGAAUGGACAAAUGCACCAAAUGAAGUGAAUCAUGAAUUGAUAAAAACAUCAGAUAAUGAAGUUAAUUGUUCAACUGGAGAGCUUAGUAAAACAUAACAAAACAACAGAACAAAUAUGUUCUGUUGUUGUAACAACAGAACAAAUAUGUUCUGUUGAAUUCUUAUUUCUCUUAAAAUAAUAGAUAACCACUGAGCAAAGCCCUAUUUAAAAUUUUCACUAUGAAGCUGUUUGUGAAAUGAUAUAUCUGGUUCAUUUCGGUGUGGUAUGAUUUGUGUCUUGUAUAUUUUAGUUUUGAAAUCAUUUUCAUAUUUCGUUCCAGAGCAGCGAAAAAGAUUUUCCGAUAACUAAUUCGUUCGCCGGGAGCACAGCUUAUCUAAUUUUAUUUGCUAUUUUG